AUGGGGCCGGCGUUGAUUGUUCUCAUCACUGGAGCUAACCGUGGCCUCGGCUUGGCCACCGCCAAAGAGCUUCUCCUCACCACCAACUUCCACAUUAUCGUGGGAAGCCGUCACCCAUCUAACGGAAAUGAGGCCAUUCAGGGCCUCCGGUCCCUGACAGGAAUCCAGGGAACGGUGUCGGCUGUGACCUUGGACGUAACCUCCGGGCCUUCAAUCGAGGCUGCCAGGUCCCAGAUUGAAUUAACCUUCGGAAGACUCGACAUUCUUGUCCACAACGCGGGCGUCUACCUUCUUCCUACGGAAUCAUCAGCCUCGCACGUCAGAGCCAAGAUCCUUGAGUCGACCCUAGAGGCCAAUGUCAGCGGUCCUGCUCGUGUGACGGAGGCAUUUCUUCCCCUUCUCCUGGGCCCCCAGUCCCAGCGGAAUGAAUUCCCCACACAGUGGAACACCCAUGCUAUCGAGUACCGCAUCAGCAAGGCAGCAUUGCAUAUGCUACUGGUCGAGUAUCAUAUGGCGCUGACAGGCGUGGUAGUCGUUGGGGUGGACCCUGGGUUCUGCGCCACGGAUAUCAUUGGAGACGCAGAAGCACUGCGGCAGAUGGGUGCUGCAGAGCCCGACAAUGGGGCCCGAAUCAUCGCAGAGGUAGUGAAAGGGGGUAAAGAUGACCAGCCCGGACGAGUUCAUAGUGCGGAGGGAUUGGUUCCGUGGUAG
Molecule: messenger RNA, 711 nt
Organism: Aspergillus luchuensis
Lineage: Eukaryota; Fungi; Ascomycota; Eurotiomycetes; Eurotiales; Aspergillaceae
Exons: 3
Coding region: 1-711 (236 amino acids)
Source: RefSeq, a predicted model, not a curated record